This is a messenger RNA of Coregonus clupeaformis (lake whitefish), 3153 nucleotides long. RefSeq names its product TRIO and F-actin-binding protein-like. The transcript is spliced from 13 exons. The coding region runs from base 329 to 2671 and encodes 780 amino acids. Gene Ontology annotation, cellular component: actin cytoskeleton. The record is from RefSeq and is a predicted model, not a curated record. Gene Ontology annotation, biological process: positive regulation of substrate adhesion-dependent cell spreading; actin filament organization. Lineage: Eukaryota; Metazoa; Chordata; Actinopteri; Salmoniformes; Salmonidae. Gene Ontology annotation, molecular function: actin filament binding.
GUCAAGACGUCCUUCCCACAGCUCAAACAGUCACAGUUUGGACUCUGAAAAACUCUACAAAAAUCUUGACUCCAUCUCUCGACGUGACUCUUCAGCCUUGCAGCCAAACUCCUACGAAGGGUCUCGAAGCCCCCGGCCCAGAACAGAUAAAAACCCUUCUCCAACCACUCGCAGUCGUGAUAGUCGUGAAUGCUCUCCCCCUAGAAGUGGCUAUGGUACACACAGCCAUUCAUCCCAAAGAGAAACCAAGCAUAGCGACACCAGACCUGACACAACACAGAGCUACUCAAGGAGACCAGAGAGGGUCGCUAGAGAGGAACGGACAGAGAUGCACCCCCCUAUAACCAACCCCAGCCCCCCUCAAGGCUCCUGGUGUGGCUCCUCCCACUCCCUACUAAGCUCUGCCCUCUCUUGUAGCUCCUCCCCACCACGACUAGGCAUCGACUCCCAGCUGCUUGCCAAUUCGUUGAAACCCCACGCUGCGACCGUGGAAACGAAUGAUAGGCCAAUCAGUGAUAGGAGCAAGAGUACUCUAAGGCGGGGCCUGGAGUACCUGUUGACCCGAGAGGAGCCCAAGAGAACCGCCUCAGUGGACUCCCAGGGGAUGACCAUAGAGGACUACGUCAUUCUGGCUGACAUCCCCAGACUGGACCUGGGGUCAGAGGGAGAGGGGGGAGAGGUGGUACUGGGCCAGAGGAGGAGGACCCAGAGCCCCAGCCCACGUAGAGACCAGAGGCACAGGACACCCAGGUAUGCAGAGGAAUCUGAUACCUACAGUACGAGGGUUGAGUCUGAUGAGAGAGGGAGGGGCAGAGAGAGGGGGAGAGACAGGAGGGAGAAAGAGAGGGAGAAAUAUCGCGACUCAGAGGACGGACGACUGUCCCGAACCCAGUCCACAACUGCGCUUCAGCCACAGAAUUCAAAUAAUCAAACUGCAAAGGGCCUCAGAUCUUCUAAACCGCGGAAGAGAGUUCUACCUGAAAAUACCCAAACACAGUCUGACCAAAAGGGCUGGAUGUCAAAACUGGAUGAAUAUGGGGGGUGGAGGAGAUACUGGUUUGUGAUGAGGGAUGCUGCACUGAGUUUCUACAUGGACUCUGAGGCUGAGGAGUCAGAUGACCUGGAUGGAGAGAUAGACCUGACGUCCUGUGUGAACGUCCAAGACUUUGACGUGGAGAAGAACUAUGGAUUCCAGAUACAUACAAAGAAGGCAGUGUUCACUCUUUCAGCCUCGACCUCCAGGAUCAGGAGGAACUGGGUUAAUGUGCUGAGACAGACUAUCCAACCCAGACACUCUCCAGACAUCACACCACAGUCAGACAGUGAAAGAGAAAACGGUCACUCUCGGCCUGUGUCGUCUCGCCAGCCUCCCUCUAUGCUCACCUGUGAAGACUCCGACCCUCGAACCACUAACUCCACCUCCAACCCUCGUCAAAUGGACUCUGUGGCCCCGGAUCUAAAUGACACCUCUCCCAAUAUGUCAUCAGACAGUCAGAGAGAGGCAGGGGAGGGCUCGGACAGAGAGCAAGCAAAGCGAUUGGAGGAGAGGAACAGAUGGUUUGAGGGAGGGAUCCCCUUCAGAGAGAUGGGCAACAGAUGGGACUCUCUGGAGCUGAAGAAAGGCAGCGUACCUGUACCUGACACUCACACCAUGGACGCGGACGUCAACAAUAAGUGGGUGGAGUUCGAGAGUUUAUCAUUCACGGAGAUGAGCGCGCUGUCUCUGAUUGGUGCACAGACUAAUCAGACCAAUCAGACGAUUCCCAAUCAGACGAUUCCCAAUCAGACGACCAGUGCAACGGCCCUACAGAGGGAGGCGCUAUCACUCAGGCAGCAGGUGGAGUGUCUGCGUAAGGAGCGUGUGGAGAUGGGGAUGGAGGUGGACAGUCCGUGUGGCCCUUGGGCCCCCUGUGGCCAGCGUCUGGAGGCCAUGGAGGCGACCCACCGCAGGGCCCUGAUGGAGCUCCAGGAGAGCCAUGCCAGGGAGGUCGGAGAGCUGCAGAGACAGAGAGACAGACUGCUGCAGGAGGAGAGCCAGUCCACGGCACAAGCGGUUGAGGCCCUGAAGGAGGCUCACAAGGAGGAGCUGGAGAGGGAGGUGGAGAAGGCCAGGAGGAUGGCUGGAGGGGGUGGCCAUAUGGAUACUACGUACAGAGGACAGACACCCCAGGCUGAUGCCCUCCACAGUGAGUUGGACGUUCUGUCAGAGAGAUAUUCCCAGAAGUGCCUGGAGCUGAACCGGGCCGAGCAGAGCGGAGGAGACAGAGAAACAGAGCUGAGCCGGAAGGACAGAGAGAUGGAACAGCUCCGCAGAGAGAACCAGGAACUGCAGGCUCGUCUGACUGAGGAGAUCAGCUGCAUGCGCCACUUCAUCACAGGUCAAAGGUCAGGAAACGUCUCCCCUGGCAACUGUGAGCGCAGUCCCUCGGAAUUGGAAAUGCUGCUACGAGCAAAGGAGAUUGAGGCUGAGUACCUACAAAAAGAGAUCGGCUGUCUAAGGAAUGAAGUGCGGUCUCUAACUAAGGAGAAGCAGAGUUUGUGUGACCGCUACAAGGAGGUGUAUGUGGAGCUGAUUGGGAUGAAAGGUCGCAGUGAGCUGGAUAUCAGGGACCUCAGGGAGCACCUCCGACUGGCUAACGCAGCACUGCAGGAAGGUGGAAAGGACACCUGAGACUGGCAAAUGCAGCGCUGCAGGAAGGGGGAAGAGAUAACAGAGUUGGUGGAUGGAUAGUUGGAUACCUGCUGUGAAGAACCAAGAAGCCAUACAAUAGCACAAUGUUGGUUCUUCGUUAUGGCUGGCUGUGGUUAGCCUGGAAUUCUCCAAACUGAUAUGCUCAGUGGUGAAAUAGAGCACAUCAAUCUGGAUUCCAGGCUAGGCUGUGGUUGGAGUUAUAAGACCAAAGAAAGCAUGUUUUAUAGAAUGACAGGGACAAUCACGAAAAUAACACCAAAGAACAUACAUCAACAGGUGUGGUUUUUUUUUUUACACACGUAGACUUUUUAUUGUGUAAAUAAUAAGACACAUGCAAGCAAGAGUGAAGUCUGACUGUGCUGUGACCUCCCAAUUAUAUAAAAUAAUAUGUAGUAAUCCAUGGCAAGGAGGUGAAAGUGGGACUAAAAGGGAAGAGAGAGAGAGAAAAGGCGAUGGAGAGG